AUGGAGGUGUCAUCUACUUUAGAGACAACAAAACCCAUCCGAUUAAAGCCUUCGGAUAUAUGUUUUAGCCAGAAAGAAAUCUACCAUCGAUUUCGGCGGAGGUCUUAUCACGGACACCGCACCAUUGGUGAGACAUUAGACGACAUAGUGGAGGGUCGGCUAAAUGUAACGAGUUUGCCGACAAUUUCUUUAAAAAAGGAAGAGGAAGAGACGGAUGGAAAUGGCGCCGACGGUGAGAAGAAAGUUCGAUGGAUCACCGCUGAUAACCGUCGCCUUUGGAUUUUUAGACAUUUGGAGAGACUGGGUAGAUGUAAAGAUGUUCCAUUCGAAGAAGUCACGUACAUUAGCUCCAUGAAAUUAUCUUCACAAAACCGUGGGGCUUCUGUUGAGAUAAAAGACCGGGAGUUACCAGGUGGAUUUUGGUACCAGGCUCCAGAUGUUACACACAUUGAUCCAAAGAGUGUUAAAUUCACCAAAAUCAUUAUCCCAAUGUCCUUUACUGCUGAGACUCAUCCAGGGGUCAAAGUUAUGUCGCUCGUCGAGAAACUGGAAUGUGGAGAUCUGGAAUUCCAAAGUGUACCAUCGAUCAUUGUUUGGGAUGACGACAUAACAAAGCGAGUUAUCGACGGAAACAGGCGUCUGUGGGCAUUCCAGAAAGCAAAUCAGUCUAAAAUUGCAGCAAUUGUGAUCAAAGAUCGACAACUCCUGACCAAGACUGUUCGAAGGAUGACAGGAAACAACCUGACGGAUAUAACUGGUUAUACCAAAAGAAGCCUCUACACCAGGCUCCUGGAGAAGCUGAAAUCUGUGAUAGAGGAGCAACGACUACUACUCAACCCGACUAAUUUUCCUUCGAGUCUGCUGCCCAGAAUCCAUAGCAUUUUUCGCUGUGUUAUACUCCCUCUCAAUCCUCCGCACCAUGUAGAAGACUACUGGUUCAAUGCACCGGAUGACGUGGAGGAUGUCGAUCAGCGUUCAUCCAAUGGAUGA
Messenger RNA from Ylistrum balloti, 990 nucleotides. RefSeq lists its product as uncharacterized. Bases 1 to 990 code for a protein of 329 amino acids. NCBI's taxonomy places the organism in Eukaryota, Metazoa, Mollusca, Bivalvia, Pectinida, Pectinidae. The record is from RefSeq and is a predicted model, not a curated record. The transcript has 3 exons.